AUGGCGGCGGCGCCCGCGCGGGGAUUUCCAGCUACGGCGGCCGCGCGGCUCCGGUGGGCGGCGGGACCGGGACCGGGACAUGGCGCUGCCGCUCGGAGCUGCCCCCCAGGACCCCGGUUUGGCCAUGGCACACACCGAUGAUUUGGGUGAGUGACCCCCCCGGGGGUGUCGUGUCACGGUUUUGGGGUCCCCUCGGCUGGAGCUGCAGGUGAUGGGGUGUCCCGCCCCCCCCCCCACAAAAGCCAUCAUCGAGGAGGUGAUGAAGGAGGACGGUUUCCAGCCGGCCCCCGUCCCCGUGUCCCCCAAAGCGCCCCCCAAGGGCUCGGCCAGGCUGGUGGCUCGUGGUUCGGGCCCCUCCGAGGUCCCGUCCCCCGCGCUGUCCCGCAGCCUCCGCUCGCUGUCGCUGUCGCCCAAGGCGGCGGCUCCGCGCUGGACCGCGGUUCGAGGCCCCGGUGCGGAGCAGCUGGAGGAGCUGCUGGAGCCGCCCAAGCUGGUGAUCACGGAGCAGCCCAAGCAGCGCGGGAUGCGGUUCCGCUACGAGUGCGAGGGGCGCUCGGCCGGGAGCAUCCUCGGGGAGAGCAGCACCGAGGCCAGCAAGACGCUGCCCGCCAUCGAGCUGCUGAACUGCCAGGCCAUCCCCGAGGUGACGGUGACGGCGUGCCUGGUGUGGAAGGACUGGCCGCACCGCGUGCACCCCCACGGGCUGGUGGGCAAGGACUGCAGCGACGGGCUGUGCCGGGUGCUGCUGCGCCCCCCCACCAACCCCCGGCACAGUUUCAGCAACCUGGGCAUCCAGUGCGUGCGCAAGAAGGAGAUCGAAGCCGCCAUCGAGCGCAAGCUGCAGUUGGGCAUCGACCCCUUCAAAGCCGGCUCGCUGAAGAACCACCAGGAGGUGGACAUGAACGUGGUGAGGAUCUGCUUCCAGGCGUCCUACACGGACAGCGCGGGCCGGCGGCGCCAGCUCAGCCCCGUGCUCUCGGAGCCCAUCUUCGACAAGAAAUCCACCAACACGUCGGAGCUGCGGAUCUGCCGCAUGAACAAGGAGAGCGGCCCCUGCACGGGCGGCGAGGAGCUGUACCUGCUGUGUGACAAGGUCCAGAAAGAGGACAUCGCGGUGGUGUUCCGCAAGGAGACGUGGGAGGCGCGGGCCGACUUCUCGCAGGCCGACGUCCAUCGGCAGGUGGCCAUCGUGCUCAAGACCCCCCCGUACCAGCAGCUGGAGCUGGCGGAGCCCGUGGAGGUCGAGGUUUUCCUGCAGCGCCUCACGGACAGCGUGUGCAGCCAGGCCUGCCGCUUCACAUACCUGCCCAGGGACCAUGACGCCUAUGGGGUGAACGUCAAACGCAAGCGGGGGAUGCCCGAGGUCCUGGAGGAGCUUUCGGGCUCAGACCCAUAUGGGAUCGAAGCCAAGAGGAGGAAGAAGCCGCCGGGGUACAUGGAGCACUUUGCCCCGCUGCCCACUGCAGAAGACGCCUUCGCCCUUUUGGCCACGGAAACGGAGCCAUUGGACACCUUGAGCCAGCUCUACGUCCCUUGGGCCCCCCCGGGCUUACCCCCCCCGUACCCCAUUAUGGACUUCCCCGAAUUAUUAGGGGAGCCCUAUGCGUCCCCCCCACAAGCGGCCCCCCCGGACCCCCACCCCACCGCCAGCCUGGUGGGCACCCACAUGUUCCCCGGGCACUACAAGGACACCGACUUGCGUUUGGGGGACGUCUGAGCCCCCCCCCUGUACCCCAAAAUAUCCUCUUUGAAAUGGGGGGGGGGGGGGUCCUUCUGUACCCCCCAACACACCCCGGGCUGUGCAGACCCCCCCUCCACACCCCGGUUGGCGCCGCUUUGCACUAUAUUUAUAGGGGGGGACGCUGCGGUGGCCCCCCUGGUUCGGGGGGGACGUGGGGUGGCCCCCCCCGGUGGGGGGGACAUGCGUGUGUCACUGUGAGGGUCCUUUGGCCCUGGGGGGGGACAGGGGGAAUAAAGCUGUUGGUGACACUGUG
This is a messenger RNA of Columba livia (rock pigeon), 1994 nucleotides long. Its product is annotated as transcription factor RelB homolog. Gene Ontology annotation, biological process: inflammatory response; non-canonical NF-kappaB signal transduction; cellular response to stress. The coding region runs from base 212 to 1717 and encodes 501 amino acids. The record is from RefSeq and is a predicted model, not a curated record. The transcript is spliced from 12 exons. NCBI's taxonomy places the organism in Eukaryota, Metazoa, Chordata, Aves, Columbiformes, Columbidae. Gene Ontology annotation, cellular component: cytoplasm. Gene Ontology annotation, molecular function: DNA-binding transcription factor activity, RNA polymerase II-specific; RNA polymerase II cis-regulatory region sequence-specific DNA binding.